CUUUCCUGCUCUCUACAGAUGGCAGUACAGGCAAACACUGUAGUACUGGUUCUUUUCACAACUACUUCCCGGUCAGAGGACGUCAAAAUGGCGGCUACCUUGCGUCGAUAACAUUCCUGUCUCAAUGUUAACUCUUAAACCCGAAUACUCAGAUUAAACAUUACACUUAGAAUCGAAAGAACUGAGCUUUUACUGCGUCUUAACGCCGACAUGUUCCAGGUAACCUGCGGGAGGAGCGUCCAAGCGGCCCGGCUCCUCUCACCGAGGUGCGCCGUGCUCGUGGAGGCUGUCAGGGGCAGAAAGUCCCGCACGGACCCGGUGGCAAAAUCCAAAGUGGGGCGAAUCAAAGUACCUCCACCCGUGGACCCAGAGGAGAUGGUCGCCCUCAAUGAGAGAUACUCGGAGUACCAGUUGAUCAUGAGGGCUCUACGGUACGUUUCUCACCACUUAUAAUUGUAAGGUAACGGAUGUUAGCGGGCCACCUGGUGUUGUGUCAAAUUCGGUAUACCGUUCAAAACCUGGGCCUUUAAAACUACUGUGAGGGGUUUUAAAGUGGUUAUGAAACAGGUUAAAUUUUACAGGUGUGCUUUUAAAUGACCAACCACAGCCAAAACUACGGUGGCCGAGAACCGCCACUCCUGAAAAUAAAAAAGAAUGAAAAAAAAAAAAAGGCGCAGAUAAAAAUAAAAAAUAAAAAAAACAGAAGUUAAUGACGCAAAAAAAGUGGUGAUGCAAAAAAAAAAGAACACAACAGAAAUUAUGCAUUUAAAAAAAAGAAACCGAAGAAAAAAAAAUGGUGCAGAUAAAUAAAAAAACUGAAUAAUAAAGGGACUGAAGAUAAAUGUUAGCGAGUAAAAGCACAGAUUUUAUCAAGACAAGGUGGUGAAGUGAGAGUUAAGGUUGACAGACAUGCUAAACAAAGAUACUCCCUAACUGUGCGAUCCAAACCACAUAAAAAAGUACCUUAAUUCUUUUUAUUUCUUUAAUCAGUGUUGCAAAAUGUGUCCAGAAAUAAGUCUGCUUGAACUGAGUGACUUGACCUCAUUUUUUGAUCUGGUUUGACCCUCUUUGUCUGUGUCAGUUUGGAGUUUAAGGAGGAGGUGCUCAGAAGGAAAUACGAGGAGGAGAUCGGUUCCCUUGCCGCUGAGAAAGCGGUUCAGGAGGAGGAGGAGCAUCGCAUCCUCAUGGCCUGGAACAACCAGGAGAACCAGCGCCUGCUCCAAAUCAGGUAGAAAAUUAGAACUAAGCAGUGCAACCACUAAUGAUUCAAUUUCUUGUGUGGGUUAAAGAGGAGGACUAACUCAUCGCCUCUGGUGUAUCUUCAGGGUGCUGAGGAUCCAGAAGGAACAGGAGGAAGCAGAGCGCAAGCAGUUGGAAGCUGCUGUUCAGCGAGAACAAGAACAGCAAGAACAUAUCAAAGAAAAAGAGAGGGAAAUUUUACAGUUACAGGUAAAUAUCAGUCUCAGUAUUUCAAAAACAUGAAAAAACAUUUUACGGGAGCUAUCAGUUUAGCAGAACAACCUUACAUCAACCACCUUCAUGGUCCUACAUUUCCAGUCCUAUAAUUUCGGUCUCAGACUUGCAUGUUAUUUUCCGUCUGUUCCAGGAGGAUGCAAAGAACUUCAUCACCUUGGAGAACUUGGAUCAGCGGAUAGAAGAAGCUCUGGACAAUCCAAAGAAUUACAACUUUGCCAUUGACAAACAAGGACGGGUUGUUAAACAGACUGUGCAGCAGUGAGACGCAGGAUGCACCAUGAGCUGUCUCACAUAAUAGACAGAUGGAUUCAGUUCUGUCCGUCUAAUCCAACCUGGAGGAGGAUUUCUUUCAAACUAACAUGAAAAACAGUGAGGAGAUCACGGUAUCUGUGGAAGUAGAAAAUAAAGAGGACAUUUCCAUCAGCAGAAAACAUGGAAGGCUUUGUGAAAUCUGGCUGGUUUGUCUCAUUGAGAACUAAAAUGUUCAUUUGAUCAUGUCUUUCUUCUCAUAUUCUGUAUGUAAAGUAAACUGAUGUUUAUUAAAGUUUCAUGAAGAUAUUCAGAUUUUUUUGUGCGUUUGAAGAAAAUCUGAUCAAGAUUUGUACCUCCUCAUCCCUCCAUGGAGGAAAUUCAAGUCAUCUUCACCUCUAAAAUUAAGUAAGAGCAACAUGAAGAUAUAAUAAUUCAUUUUCAUAUUAAGUCAUGUGAAAGCUGAUUUACAAAGCUAAUGCAAAAACUAGAUGAGGUGUGGAAUUUUUUAAGAUGUGAAAUCUUGACUGUCAUUCCUGCACUUGAAACCUCUGGCCUCUAGGAGGCGCCAUGUAUCAGUUCUCACUGUUGUUGGUUGUGUUUUGAAGAGGCUCAUGUCAGCCAAUGUGCAGCAGAACCGGGUUAAUCCUCCUCAGGGAGGUCAGGCGUGCAGGUUGGAGGGAUGAUGAGGGUCAGGGGUGAAAACCUGAGGAGGGAAACAGGCAAUCUGAAGAGGAAGAGACAAAGAAUUCAAACUCUGCUGCUUUGAAAUAAACUUAAUGUGAAAUACCAGACUUUUAAAACUAAAAUGAAUGUUUGCAUUUGAAGGGGAUAAAAACCAAAGCAAUUUU
Xyrichtys novacula (pearly razorfish) is the source of this 2576-nucleotide messenger RNA. The record is from the annotation of a GenBank genome assembly. Lineage: Eukaryota; Metazoa; Chordata; Actinopteri; Labriformes; Labridae.